This is a messenger RNA of Daldinia loculata, 1092 nucleotides long. Its product is annotated as Clavaminate synthase-like protein. The transcript is spliced from 2 exons. Lineage: Eukaryota; Fungi; Ascomycota; Sordariomycetes; Xylariales; Hypoxylaceae. Gene Ontology annotation, molecular function: dioxygenase activity. The record is from RefSeq and is a predicted model, not a curated record. The coding region runs from base 1 to 1092 and encodes 363 amino acids.
AUGUUCCGCUGGCCUCCAACGCUUGAUGCAUCCCCUAUUUUCUCCGCCAAGAAACUCGCAAACACGGGUCAGAUUCAUCGUGCCUUUGCCGCUGAGCUUGUCUCGCAUCUAAGACAGCAUGGUUUCGCCCGUCUGCGUAACUACGGCGUCGCUCCACGGGCUAUCAGGGUAUUGUUCAAUUAUCACCGUCUUUUCUUCAACCUCUCUCUUCCUGCUAAACUUAGUGUUCGCCAUCCCGACGGCGAGGCCCCGGCAAGGGGAUACUCGCCAUGGGCUUACGAAAAGACUGCUAUAGUGCGGCCCGAUCUUCAUGACGCCCCGAACCUAAAUACAUUUUCCUCCUAUAAUUCACACCAGAUCGAAGUCUCCACCAGCUCUUCCAAGGCGCAGCUUCUGGACGCCCGUGAGAAAUUCGCUAUUGGCCCUCCUGGAGACUAUUCCUUCCCCACACCCCGGCUUGCCGAGGCCUUGCUACCAGGCUUCAAUAGCACAACCCGGGGCGCAUAUCUGAAGAUAAUUAAAGCAUGCAACAUGUUACUCGCCGCGAUCGAGCUGGGCCUUAACGUCCCUCCAGGGACCCUUAACCCGCCCGCCACCGAUGGCCUUGGGACUGAGCUGAACCUGAAUUUCUAUCCGGAGGUUGCGCGGGACAUGGUUGAUGGUGGCGUUGGGGAUGAUGUGGCCAUGUGCCGCAUCUGGCCGCACUCAGACCUCGGGGUUAUAAGCGCACUCUUCCAGGAUGGCGUUGGUGCGUCCGGGCUUGAGCUCGAGGUGCGCGGAUUAGGUGAGGACCGCCGCAAAUUCGCUCCCGUGUUCGUGGAGCAGGAAGGUGAUGUCGUGCUACUGGUGUCGGACACGCUGGAGCGCUGGACAAAUGGGAAUUUGCGUGCUGCUUUGCACCGUGUCGGUUUACCACCUGAGACUGGGAUGUCGCGCGUGCCGGAACGAAGGUCAGCCGUCAUGUUCUUCCGCCCACCGCCGACUGCGGAUAUAGGUCCCAAGUCGCAAUUUGUAUCGGCUGAUAAUCCGGCUCGAUAUGAUUAUAUUACUGCUGGAGACUAUUUGAAAGUCAAUAACAAGAAGCUUUAUUAG